AAGUUCUGUUGACAUUGUUGAUGAAUCCGAGGCGGGAGAUGCUGAGCUGUGCUGCAUUUGCUUCGAGCACGCUUGCACGAUAGAGGUGCAAAACUGCGGGCAUCAAAUGUGCGCGCAGUGCAUUUUAGCAAUCUGCUGUCACAGCAAACCCAAUUCUUCGAGUGCUGCCAAGAAUAUCCCGGUGUGCCCGUUCUGUCGAAGCAGCAUCGCUCGACUAGUCGUUGCCAGGAGCAAAAUAGAGGGCGAGAUUGAGGUGGAGGUGGGCCCCACAAAGACAAGAAAAACGAGAAAAUCAUUUAAUCUGGGCGAGUGCAGCAGCAGCUUUAAGGGUUUGUCGUCUUUGGGUUCGUUCGGGAGAUUGGGUAGAAGUUCCGGAAGAGUUGCUGCGGAAUGUGACGACGUGUUUGAUAAGAAUUUAUAAUUUUGAUCUAGUUCGGAUUCAGUUAAAUUUCGUGGGAUUAAUUUCCCGAUUAUUCCGGCUUAAUAAAAGCUCGAAUUUAGUGAAAAUGUCAAUUAUUUUGUAAUGUACUUAGAUAUGAUGAUUCUCUACUGAUCAGCUGCUUGGUUUUAACCAUGGAUCACUUCUUAUUU
Erythranthe guttata (spotted monkey flower) is the source of this 591-nucleotide messenger RNA. Lineage: Eukaryota; Viridiplantae; Streptophyta; Magnoliopsida; Lamiales; Phrymaceae. The record is from RefSeq and is a predicted model, not a curated record.